Messenger RNA from Prunus armeniaca (apricot), 435 nucleotides. NCBI's taxonomy places the organism in Eukaryota, Viridiplantae, Streptophyta, Magnoliopsida, Rosales, Rosaceae. The record is from the annotation of a GenBank genome assembly.
AUGGAGCAGGAUCAGAAAGGAUCGCAGUCCGGAUUAGUCCAAGGACAACUCAACCAAUUGUUGUGGCCCUCUGAACAGCAAACGAAACGACAACAACGACCGUCGUUUAGUGGAGAAGAGAGGAGGCAGGCAGAAGCUGCUCGGAUCAGGGAGAAGUAUCCUGACAGAAUUCCGGUUAUUGUGGAGAAGGCUGAAAGAAGUGACAUACCAGACAUUGAUAAGAAGAAAUAUCUGGUUCCUGCUGAUUUGACUGUUGGGCAGUUUGUUUAUGUGGUUCGUAAGAGGAUAAAACUCAGUGCUGAGAAGGCUAUUUUUAUAUUUGUCAAGAACAUUUUGCCACCCACUGCUGCCAUGAUGUCUGCAAUCUAUGAGGAAAACAAAGAUGAGGAUGGUUUCCUUUACAUGACCUACAGUGGUGAAAACACAUUUGGUUAA